Molecule: messenger RNA, 2967 nt
Organism: Ctenocephalides felis (cat flea)
Lineage: Eukaryota; Metazoa; Arthropoda; Insecta; Siphonaptera; Pulicidae
Gene: chm
Product: histone acetyltransferase KAT7
Exons: 11
Coding region: 125-2782 (885 amino acids)
Biological process (GO): regulation of DNA-templated transcription
Cellular component (GO): nucleus
Molecular function (GO): histone acetyltransferase activity; zinc ion binding
Source: RefSeq, a predicted model, not a curated record
CAAAGUUGUUUACUAGGUUUUCUAGUUAAUUAUGACUAAAAGUUGUGAAUAAGUUAUUUUAUUUCUAACGAAAAUUGUAUGUGUAUUUAAAGCACUAUAUGUGGUGAGACUAAAAACUGUCAUAAUGACGCCAAAGAAAAAGGAUGCAAGUAAUACAGAAUCGAGCACAGCAUCAAGCACUGAUUCAACUUCAUCCAGUAGUUCAAGUAGUUCGGGUUCUGGAUCCAGUAGCAGCGAUAGUGAUUCUUCUACCUCCCAAGAGGAUUCUCGACCAACAACCUCUACACAGAAUAAGAAACCAACACCACGCAGAAGUACAGAUUCUGCCUCUACUAAAUCGAAUGUUACUAAAAAUGAACCAGAAAAAUCUGUGAACAAGCAAACGAAAAAUGAAAAAACUCCACAAAAGGCUCCUGUUAAAAGCAAGCCAUCAAUUUAUUCCAGUGAGGAUGAUACUCCCAGUAAACAAAACAAAACAAAUGUUACAACUACUGCGAAACGAAAAGCACCGGCUGCAAAGACAAAAUCUGGUGCUGCUGCUCCUAAACCAAAACCUACUAUCCUUAAAUCUGGUGAAGUUAUUAAUAAACAAAAUCCAACACGAAAAAUAAAUGAUAAACCCCAUGUAACAACAAGUAGUGAUAAAAAUAAGAAAAAAAGUAUUUUUUCACCAGAUAAUUCUUCAGAUUCUGAAGAUAAUGCAUCUCCUAACAAAUCACAAACUAAGUCUACAAAUUCGAAAACAACACCAGGUAAUCGCACAAAAGAAAAGGCUGGGGCUACGAAAUCAAAACCUACUGCAACGAAACCUAAACCUCCUGCUAAACCUAGUUCAAAUACAAAGACAACUAGUAAGGCACCAAUUCCAAAACCCCGAAGAAAUUCUACCCGAACAAAUUCUAAAACAAAAAGUAGAGAGUCUUCAGUGAGUAGCGCGGCUUCAAAAUCAGAAUCAUCUUCUGAUUCUGAUAGUAGUAGUGCUACAAAUGAUGAUGCUAAUAAUAGAAAUAAUAACGCUCAAUCAGAUACAACUGAAUCUAGUGAAGCAUCUAUACCAGUACCACCGCCAACUAAAAAACCUGCCAGAAAAAAUCAAUUAUCUAAAACUACAUCAAGCAGUUCAAUUACAACAAGCAAUAAAAGUAAUAGCAACAACAAAGUACCUGCUUCAGAAUCAGAUGACUCAAAAAGAGCAUCGGUAACUAGAAAAUUAACUAGAAGUUCAAGCACUAGAAAAUCCAAACAUCUAACAGGUAAAGCACCAUCAGAUACAGAGUCUGAUGGGUGUGAUUCUGGAAAACGAUCAGCAUCUAAGAGUCCAGUAAAAAGAUCUAGUGUCCCAGCCAAAGCAUCAGGAAAAAAUAAACGUGCCAUUGUGGGUGCACAAGCAGCUGGGAAUAAACGCAGAGUGUCCUUACCACCAGAAGAACGAAAAUGUCCUCUUGAGGGUUGUGACAGUAUGGGCCACUUAGGAGGUACAUAUGAAAAGCAUUUCACUAUAGAAGCUUGUCCUUUAUAUCAUAAUACGACAAUGGCACAAUGUAAAUCACAAUUGCCAGAAUGGAAAAAGCAUGAUGAAGAGAGGGUAAAAGCUGUAGCUCUCCUUGAUAAAGAAAGAAAAGGACUGACUCCAGAGCAAAAACAAUAUCAAAUGAAGAUAAAAGAUAUCAGAUCGAAAUUUAAACCUACAAGCGAAUCUAAGUCAGCUGUUGUUGAUAAGGAUCGUGAACCUUCCUUGGCAGGUGUUGCAAGUGAUUAUGAUCUGAAAUUAUUCAAAGAGGCUCAGGCAUUAGCCAGUGUUGCUAUUGAAAAUGAACUUAAGGAAUUACCAGUCAGUAGAGGCACUAGGUUUGUUUCAAUGGGUAAAUAUUGCAUGGAAGUAUGGUAUCAAAGUCCAUAUCCAGAAGAUGUAGCACGUUUACCAAAAUUAUAUUUAUGUGAAUUUUGUCUGCGCUAUCAAAAAUCUAGUGUGGGAAUGACCAGACAUGCAGCUAAGUGCGUUUGGAGACACCCUCCUGGUGAAGAAGUGUAUCGUAAAAACCGUCUUGGUGUUUGGCAAGUUGAUGGAAAAAGGCACAAGCAAUAUUGUCAGCAUCUAUGUCUACUUGCCAAAUUUUUUCUUGAUCAUAAAACAUUGUAUUAUGAUGUGGAACCGUUUCUAUUUUAUGUGAUGACUUUGACUGAUAGUGAAGGUGCACAUACGGUUGGCUACUUCAGCAAGGAAAAGAAUUCUUUCCUGAAUUAUAACGUAUCCUGUAUUCUUACUUUACCUCCGUACCAGAGGCAAGGAUAUGGACGACUUCUCAUUGAUUUCAGUUACCUCCUUACCCGUACGGAAGGUAAAAUUGGUUCUCCUGAAAAGCCUCUAUCAGAUUUGGGAUUGAUAUCUUACCGGUCUUAUUGGAAAGACGUUCUUCUGGCUUAUCUGUGCUCGAGGGAUGGAACUACUCUAUCGGUCAAAGAUGUUUCUCAAGAGAUGGCCAUCAAUAGUUAUGAUAUUGUCAGUACCCUACAAGCUUUAGGAAUGAUGAAAUAUUGGAAAGGAAAACAUAUAAUUCUGAAAAAAUUGGAUGUGCUCGAAGAAUAUGCAGAACGUGUCAAACGACGCGGAUCUGUACGAGAGAUUGAUCCAUCUUGCCUACGAUGGUCACCUUUCGUGCCACCAGCGAAUCCGUCUGGUAACUCUGGUAAUAAUGGUAACUCAGGUAACAAUGGAAACUCUGGCGGCGGUUCGACUGGCGGUUCAAGCGGUAACUCCGGAGGCGGCGGCGGUAAUUCCUAGCGCUGCGACGAUCUCAACGGUUGUGAAAUAUCGAUGGAUGGCGCGGGCGUAUAUUAUCGGCGGUAAGAUUUGAAUAUAGCGCGCCUUGGGUGAGUAAUUUUAUUAUUUUAAAUUAUUUUAUAUGGGUUUUAUGUAUAUUAUUUAUUAUUUACUAUUAAUUUUUAAUUGCGAAAAAUUUCAUAAAG